This is a messenger RNA of Tigriopus californicus, 6637 nucleotides long. Its product is annotated as putative leucine-rich repeat-containing protein DDB_G0290503. Lineage: Eukaryota; Metazoa; Arthropoda; Copepoda; Harpacticoida; Harpacticidae. The record is from RefSeq and is a predicted model, not a curated record. Gene Ontology annotation, cellular component: chromosome, centromeric region; nucleus; spindle pole. The coding region runs from base 49 to 6546 and encodes 2165 amino acids. The transcript is spliced from 9 exons. Gene Ontology annotation, biological process: regulation of G2/M transition of mitotic cell cycle; mitotic cell cycle; metaphase chromosome alignment. Gene Ontology annotation, molecular function: microtubule binding; dynein complex binding.
GCAAGUCUUGUUCGAGUUUUCCGAAAAGCACGAAGUUCAGCUCUUGCAAUGGCAUUCGUGGGGACUGAAGGCUGGAAGUCCGGCCUUUCCGCAAUCCAAGUGGCCAAAGUGGAAGAACUGGAAUCCAAAUUCGAUCACCUGAAGAAAGAAAAUGGUCGAAAGCAACUCCAUAUGGAUAAUCUACAACAGGAAUUGGAAAAAAAUAAAAGAAAAACCGAAGAUGAAAAAAACAGCAACGCUCAAUUGCAACGUGAGAUCACUACUCUUCGAGAGAAUUGCGAUGGAUUGCAAAAUCAAAACUCUCGUUUGGAACAAGAUCUGGGAAAACGUGACAACCAAAUUCAAACACUACAGAAUCAAGUGUCUCUCAAGGACAAACAAUUACAAGACAUGUCCGAGGAGUUGAAGAGAGCCAAGAAAGAGGUGGGAGAAUUUGAAAAUCAGCUCUUGCCAAUGUCAGCACCCUCCUUUGCCACGCCUCAGAAGCGGGAAAGUUUUAUUGCCAGCAACAAAGGUCUGAAUGGGUCUGCCUGUUGGAGUUCAAGCGGUGACGAGGAUGUUCGGAAGAAACUGGAUGACGCCCUGAAGAGGUUGAAAGAAAAGGACGAAGAAAUCGAUCACCUUCAAAAGGAAGUUUUUGAAAUGCAGUUCACCGCAACGAAAGACUUUGAAGCUGUCUCUUCUAAUGCCCUUACCACCAACGCCUUCGACGAUAUGCCGUUACCAACUUCAUCCAAGACUAACUCCAUCACCACCAAAGAUGAGAUUGCUGAGCGAAGCAAGACCUCCUCCAUCGCUUUUAGUUGGGGCGCAACACCUCCGAACCGAAAGCCUUCUAAAGCUACCCCGAUGAACCAAAGCAUCGUUCAAACCCCUGCACAAGCUCAAACUACCGAACGAUCCAACAUAGUUGCACCAUCUAGUGGCAAAAUUCGCGAAGUUGAUCAAAAGAGGAUUAUGGAUUUAGAAAACACUUUGCUGAAGGCCAAGAAAGACCAUCAAGAUAUGCAAAUGAAGCACAAUGCUUUGGAGAGUGGAUUGGCCAUUAAGGAAAAGGAAGUGGACGACAUGAAAGCCAAGCUUCUUAACUCGAUCGGGAGUGCUCAACAUAAACUCGAAGUCGAGCAACUCCAGGCCAAAAUCGUAGGAUUUGAGUCCAAAUUGAAAGCAUUGCAGACGGAUUUCGACUGCCAACGCCAAAAUGGAGAAACAACGAAAUUACAUUUGGAGCAAAAACUGAAAGAACUAGAUCGAGAGGCCAAAAGAGAUGUUCAUCAAGCUCAAUCAGAACUUCGAACAAUGGAAAAGCAAGCGUCGAAGUUGGAGGAUAGUCUUCGACAAGCAGAAAAUCUAGCCAAAGACGCUGCCAACAAGUUUGAAGCAGAAAAGGGCUCACUCGAAAAGGACAUUCAAAAUCUGAAGGAACAAUUACAAUCCGAAAUCGAGAAAGGCCGGUUGACUAGUCAGCAAUUUUCUACUGACAUUAAAACUAAACAAGAGGAAAUUCUCGCUUUGAAGAAAGAAAAAGACGGAAUUGAAGGACAGUUCAUCUCAACUCAGAAAGAGCUUGCUGACAAAUUGAAGACCAUCACUGGUUUAGAGGAACGAAUUAGUACCAUCAAGGCCGAUAUGGAACAUGUGGAAACAAAACAGAAAGAAGAGAUGGGCAUGAAGUCUGCAGAAUUCCAAACACAGAUUGAAGAGCUGAAAAAAGAGAAUAGUGCCAUCGUGAAACAGCAUGAAGACCAAAUCAAACAGAUCCUUGACGGCAAUCAAAAGAAAAUUGAGGAGGGGGAAGCUGCUGUUGAGGCCCUCAAGAAAGCCGAAGCCAAUUGGUCGGAAAAGGAGCAAUUUCUUUUGGUGGAACUAGAAGAAGUUAAGAAUGUCAACGAUCAACUUAAAAACAUUGAUACCGAUUGGAAUGAAAAGCUCAAGACGAAAGAAGUUGAUUUCUCUAAUUUGCUGCAGGAAAAGUCGGCAUUAGAGAAUCAACUGAAAGAAAAUGCCGAAAUCCUUAAGAAGGCGGAGGCGGAAUACUCGAUCCUCAAAUUAGCGGAACAACAAUAUCUCGAGGAUUUCAAAAAACUUGAGGUGGAAAACGAAGCUAUGAAGAAUGAAAAGAACGCAUUUGAUGUUGAAGCAAAAGAACGCGAAGAACAAUUGCAAAAUUUGCAGAAGGAAAUUGAAAGUUUGAAUCAACAAGACACCAGCAACAAACGCGAAUUAGUAAGAAUGGAAGGAGAAUUAGAUUCGAUGAAAACUGCUCAUGCUAAUCUUGAUGCUAAGGAGAAAGGCUUUAUGGAACAACUGGAAACUUGGGAACGGGAAAAGAUGAGAAUUGACGAGCUCAAACAAGAACAUGAGGAAAGUCUGAAACAAAUGAGCGAAGAAUUGAAUUGCUUGAAGACAGAAAAAUCUCAAUUAGAAGAAACUCAAAAGGAGUUGGACGGAAAAUUGGUGGGCAAUGACAAUAAACUGAGCCAGCUUCAAGAAGAAAGAGAAGUGCACGCCACAGAAUUCGCCCGCCUAAGUGAGGAACACUCUGCUUUGAAAGCCAACAAACUAGGUCUGAUCCACGAAUUAGAGUCAUCCUCAGUACAAUUUCGAGCCCUUGAAGAAACUUUGAAGCAAGAGCAAGAACAUUUCCUGACCGAAGAGAAAAAGUACAAGAGUUCCUUAGAGCUUCUGGAGUCCCAAGGAAGCGCCUUUCAGCAAAAGAUCGCCGACCUUCAGAUCAAAAACAACCAACUUUUAACAAUGGUUUCUGACCUUGAAAAUCGAUUGAGCGAGCAUUCCAUCGAAAGAGCAGAGCUCCAGAAAGCCAAAGAGGCCAUGGCUGUGGCAUUAGAGGGAAACAAAUCAGUUUCCGACACGAAGGAAUCACUCUUUCAGUCGCUUCAUGCUCAAACUGCAGACCAACAAGUGCAGGUCAGGGGACUAGAAAAUAAGGUCAGUACUCUUGAAUCCAGUGAGAGUUAUCUUAUCCAAGGCUUGACAGUGUUGCGAUGUGAGCAUCAAUUCCUCGAGGACCAGUUAAACGAUCAAAACGAGGAAAUGAGUAAGAUUAAGUCGAGCCUCAGUGCCAAGGAAGAAAUCUUGCGAAACAAAAUUGACGAAAUCGCUCGCUUAAACCAGGCGCUUCAAGUUCAAAGCACGGAAACUGCAAGUUCGCAACAAUCUUUCCGAGACAAACUUGCUUCGGCUGAAGCCAACUUGCAAGACAUGAAAGCCUCAUUGCUUGAAGCCAAAAACCAAGAGGCACUCUUGUUGGAUGAUGUUGAACGGUUAACCGUUUCUUUAGCGGAAAAAGAAGACCAACUGAAGAGCUUGAACGUUACAAAUGUUGCCAUUCAGGAAUCGCUCGACCUACUGAUGGCCGAGAAAGAAAGCAAUCAAAAGACCAUUGAAGAUAUGAUCAAUCUGCAGGACGAACUCAAAAUCAAACUUGACUUGGAAGCAUCCGAGAAACGCCAGUUGAGCUUAGAAUUCGAAGCUUUAUCCCAAGAUCACACGCGAUCCCUUCAAGAGACAAAAGAGAGCGCUGAAAUUGCUGCAGACAUCCGCCAAAAGCUUCAAGAUCAAAUACUAAGGUUGGAAUCGAAGAUCGAUGAAGACUCAAACACCAAAAUUUUGAUUGAUCAAUUGACCCAAGAGUCAAAAGCACACCACGACCAGCUCCUAGAAGUUCAAUCUCAGUUUGAUCAAGCGCAGAAAAACUAUGAAGAAUCUAGAAGAAAGUGUUCUGAUUUCGAAGAGCAACAAGUUGCCCUACUUCAGCAGAUUCAAUGCCUUGAAGAGGAAAAGUCCGCCUUGUCCACUCGUUUAGAGGAGGGGGCGAAUGCUCUGGAGGAACUAAAACAGACGAAAGAUCUCUUGGAAAAAGCCAAAGAACAAUCUAAGGCCACAAUAUCACAACUGGAAAAGAGGCAACAACAAUUGGAGCACAAAAUCAACUCCUUGGAGUCCAGCGACAAUGCUUUCAUUCAGAGCAUGACCAUUCUCAGAUGUGAAAAUAGGUUCCUCGAAGAUCAGCUCAUUGACCUGAAGGCUAUUCGAGAAUCGGAGAACAAGGAUACUCAGGUCUUGAAGAAGAAUACCGAGCAGAAGAUGGCAGAGUAUGAAUGUUUGUUGAAGGAAAACGAGCUCAAGAUGCAAGGUCUCCGGGCUAUUGCGGAAAAGGUGGAAUCUCGCAAAUUAGACUUUGCGACCGAUGAGAGUUAUGUUUCCCAAUUACAAACCACCAAAGAGCAGGCUGAACGCUCUCAAUUAGCACUAAAGUCCACCAUUCGACAGCUAGAGCGGACUCGUGCCGCUUUAGAAGUGAAGUUAGAGUCCAUGGAGUCUAACGAUAACGGCUUUAUUCAGAGCAUGACCAUCCUAAAAUGUGAAAAUCAAUAUUUAGUCGAUCAACUUGCCGAUUUGAAAUCUCAACUCGACAUCAAACUUAAGGAUGACGAAACGAUGGAGACCAACAAAUCCAAGAUCCAAGCUCUCGAAAAACAAUUGGAGGAGACCAAGAGUUCGCUUGCGACCAAAACUGCCCAACUGGAAGCCAAUGUACAAUCCCUUGAAACUUUAGAAUCACAAGCUGCAUCCCUCAACACAGAAUUGGAAUCCGUCAAGGCAACUCUGGUCGUCAUCCAAGACGAAAACGUCUUGUUGAAAGACAAUUUAUUGAAAGCAAAUGCAGGAAUUGAGCUACAGAGUGCGGAAAUGAAGGAACUAAAAGACACUUUAGAAGAAAAAGUCGAGGCCUUGGAUGAGCUUAAGACGUAUGUGAGUGAAUCGGAGGAGAUGUUGGAAAAUGUUAUCGCUGAAAAAGAACAAUGUCAUACCGAGGUCGAAGAAUUGACUAAAAACGUCGACAAUUUGAAAUCUAAGCUUCAAUCUCAAGGAGAAGAAGUGGAUUUGCUCACCGGUCAAAUCAACGACAAAAAUAACUCAAUCCAGAAACUGACAGAAGAGUCGUCCCAAAGAGAAAGUGACAUGGAUGCCCGAAUUCUUGAAUUAGAAUCAAAAUUGACAACUCAGUCUGUACUCUCAGAAACGAUUGAAAGUCUCCAAAAUGCAUGCAACUUGGCCCAAUCGGAGCUUGCAGAUCUGAAAUUGGAGAUGACCAGGUUGCAAAGUCUGGUUCAAGACUCUGAAACCAAGUACCAGUUAUUGGUGGACGAGAAAUCUGCCGUUCUCCAACAACUCGAAAAUCUAGCUCAAGAGAAGAAAGAAUUGGAUAAGGGCACCCAAAAGAAAGACGCCGUCAUUCUUGAUCUAGAGGCCGCUAAAUUAGAGAUCCAAACUAAUUAUGAUGAAAGCAAAGAAUCGGUUGACAGACUUCAAGGAAUCACGAACGACCUGAAAGAGCAACUUGAUCAGUCCAAGAUUAAGUUGGCCGAAAAGGAGACCCAAAUCAACAACUUAAAUCAAGAAGUCGACGAAACACAGAAACAACUGAAGGAGAGCCAAACGAAUCAAGAAGAAUCUUCCCAAUCCCUCGAGACUUUAGCAUCAAAAAUGGCCCAAUCGGAGGCUGAUUUAAAGAUCCUACAACGAGAGAAGAACACGAUUUCAGUUCAGCUGGAAGAGGCUACGUCCCAACUUACUGCUGCCCUUGAGAAAUGUGACAUCCUCGAAUCAGAAAAGAAGGUCCUAGAAGGUGCCAAAACGGAUCUCCACACCAAAGUGAAACGAGUUCUCUCGACUCUUAAGAUAAAGGAAAAUGAGUUGGUCCAAUUGGCCGAGGAGAACGACAAAUUAAACCAAAACCUGUCUGACCAAAAGAAGAGCCUUCAAGUUAAGCAGGACGAGAUUGAUUCACAGUUAAAGAAUAUUGCCAAAUUGGAGGCCGAAUAUGGUCACGGGGAGCCUCGGGCUCUCCCUUGGGAAGAUGAUGAGGAUUGCCAGGAAAUGAGACCAACAGAGCUACUCGAGUUCUUCGGAGAGAGCCUCAAUGUCAAAGAGAAGCAGAGUCUAUACGAGUUGUGUCUCGACGAGCUCAAGAAAGAGGUGCGAACGAAAAGCAGAGAGCUCCUUAAAGUUUACGAUGGCUCUUCUGCUCUCAAACGAGAGUUGGAGCGCGCCAACAUGAAAUUGAAUUGUGCCAAUACCACUGCAGGAGAAGGAAGUGGAAGUGGGGCUGCUAUUGCAUCCUCAGCAGCUCGGAUGACGCGAUCUCAUUCUUCAACUGCACUUGCCAAAGAAAAUCAAAGUCUCGUCGAGCCACUGAAAACCACCGCCACCCAAAUUGCCGCCGAGCACAAGAAACGAAUCUUUUCCCCAGAGAAAUCCCCCCUAAUCAAGCCCCAGGGUAAAAAGACACGCAUCUUCAGCCCUAAAGUGGCUCCCAACAUUCCAGCCACUCGAAAUCGCACUCGAAAAUCCUUGGCCCUAACAAGUCAAGUGCCCGAGAACCCAUUCAAGAGCAAGAAACUGGCGACUGACGCUAAAUCGAGCGGGAGCAAACCGUUGGAUACUAUUACAAACAUCCCCGAAGAAAGGGGACCCGUUGUAACAAAAUCGAAUGGCUCAUCUCAAAAGCUGCUCAGGUAAAUGAGCGUCAACCAUUGGAAUAAGAGACUACUCGUCCUCUGUAAAUACAUGUAACUAACAGUCUCUCUGCAAAUAAAUAUCCAUGAUCCAA